Molecule: messenger RNA, 5115 nt
Organism: Cygnus olor (mute swan)
Lineage: Eukaryota; Metazoa; Chordata; Aves; Anseriformes; Anatidae
Gene: POP1
Product: POP1 homolog, ribonuclease P/MRP subunit
Exons: 15
Coding region: 1-3240 (1079 amino acids)
Biological process (GO): tRNA 5'-leader removal
Cellular component (GO): nucleolar ribonuclease P complex; ribonuclease MRP complex
Source: RefSeq, a predicted model, not a curated record
AUGGGAGAUGUAGUCCGAGGAAGGAGGCUGCGGCGCGGUGCGCAUGCGCACUGUGGUGCUCGGGAGGCGGCGUGUGGUGAGGCGAGGCCGCGGCGUGCACCGGGGCCGCUACCGGCACCGCGUGUCCUCCUCCCCCCCCUCCCCGUGUGCGUCCUCUCACCCCCGGCGGCCAUGUCCGGCGCGAGGGAGAAGAAGCGGGCCAAGAAGAUGAGGAACCAGCCGGCCAGCGUCACCAUGCCUGUUGAGCCGGGACCCGUGCCCGCCGGCGGCCCCAGGCCCUGCCCGCCCCCAGGAGAUGUUCGUUCCGAGCAGCAGUAUCAACAGCAGAAAUUUGCGCAUCAGUCAUCGGGGCCUCCCUACAGGAAAGACCAGUAUUUUCCCAGAGAACAAAAUAGAGGAGAGAGAGGCAGAGGGAGAGGAGGAGGAUGGCAAGGAGGACACCAUAGUGCUUCUGAGGAAAUACCUAGAUACAUAACAGUGUCUACCUUUGCUCAAGCUCGUGCUGCUGAGAUGAAAGCCAUGUUGAAAGCAGUUACGCAGAAGUCUUCAAACUCGCUAGUUUUCCAGACGCUACCUAGGCACAUGCGAAGGCGAGCUAUGAGUCACAAUAUUAAACGCCUACCCAGGAGGCUGCAAGAGAUUGCCAGGAAAGAGGCAGAGAAGGCUGUACAUCAGAAAAAAGAACAGUCGAAGACUAAAUGUCGCAAAGCUAGAAGGCGCCACGUGAAUUUGGUAGCAGAGUUUAAUCGCAGGCAAAGAAAGAAUAUUUGGCUGGAAACGCAUAUUUGGCAUGCAAAGAGAUUUCAUAUGGUAAAAAAAUGGGGAUACUGUUUAGGAGACAGCCCUACAGAGAAGUGCUACAGGGCUUGCUACCGAGCCAUGACAAAUCACUGCCUUCUUCAGGAUUUAUCAUAUUACUGUUGCCUGGAGUUGACUGGUAAAGAGAAUGAGCUUCUGAAGCAACUUGCUCGAAUAUGUAGUGUUGACACAGGAUUGACAUUUGGAGUGGCGCGCUGUCUGUCUGGAAGAUUCCAGGGUUCCCUGAAUCUUUACCGAGCAGAUCACUAUCCUGAGGAUACGCUUGGUCCCGUUACGUUUAUUUGGAAACCCAGGGAUGGGACUGAAAACAGACAGUUAUGGAUCUGGAUGCAUCCAGCUCUCAAACAGGACAUACUGAAUGAGUUAAAAGAAAUUUUUCAGUGCUCAGAGCCUGAAAAAGUCUGUAUUCCUGAGCCAGUUACAACGUCAGUUCAAGAGGAAGAACAAAUGGAUGUCAUUGUGAGCCUUGGCAAAAAAAGAAAGAAAGAGGAUAAAGAAGGAGAAAAAACUGUGCCAGUGAAAAAAAUAAUUGGUGAUGGCACUAGAGAUCCAUUGCAGUCCUACUCAUGGAUCUCACAGACUACUGGUGUUGUGAUCAGUGAUCGAACUAUGGAGAUUCUCAGAUACCGACUGAUCGGCCCGCUAUCACACUGUGUCCUUACAGAGACCCUGAAAGCUGCUUCGCUCCAAACAGAGAUGGCAGAUUCAGAAUCGGAACUGAAUAACUGGUGGGUAGAAAACUGCAAGGACUCUGAAAAAGUAUCUCUUCAUCAACGUCAAACUGCUAUCUUUGAGCUAUUAGAAGGGAUAAGUUCACCAUCAGAAAUGCCACCAGGUACAAUAUUGGGCCUCACUGUUGGAGAUCCUCGAGUAAAUCUGCCAAAAAAGAAGAGAAAAGCCAUGCCAGACCCUGAAAAAUACCAAGAUAAUGAUAAAGUUAGGCAGCUGUACCUGGAGGGUGUACCCGUUGAGUGCGCUCACAGCUUUAUCUGGGACCAGGACAUCUGUAAGAACGUCACUGAAAAUAAAAUUUCAGAGCAGGAUUUAAACCAAAUGAGAGCCCAGUUAUUGGUACCUGGAUCACAGCUCGAUUUGGGUCCUUGUGAGUCUAAGAUUCCCAUACUGUUGGUGCAACAGCCAGGAAAAAUGGCUGGAGAAGAUCGACCAGGAUGGGGGAGUGGCUGGGAUAUCUGUCUCCCAAAGGGCUGGGGCAUGGCUUUCUGGAUUCCUUUUAUAUAUCGAGGUGUACGAGUUGGUGGCUUGCAAGAGGCUGCAAAGCAUUCUGAAUAUCAGAGAACACCUCACACUCCAAAUGAUUUCCCAGAUUGCCCAGCGGGAAUGCAGUUUGCCAAAGAACUGGAAGCCACCCUUCUUGAAAAAUUCAAACGGCGUCCCCCUGCAAAAAGGGCAAAUUAUGUCAAGCUGGGCACUCUGUCCCCUUUCAUCUGUCCUUGGGGGCAGCUGACGAAGAACUGGGAAAGAAGAAUGAACGAUUCAGAAGAAUUUCUCUGCCUUUCUUCCCCACACUCUGAGCACUGUGCGACUGAAGGGAAUGGCUUUUGUGACCCCGAACCAGAAGUGGUCAAAGAAGCUUCCUCUGAGACUGGUGAGGUAGAGGAGACCAUGGAAAUCACAAGCUCUGAAGGUGCCAGAAAGAGAGAGGAUGAUCCAGGCAGCCAAAACUUUGGUGAGAGAGAUGAAGCUAUGACAAGAGACUUUGUUGUUCUCAGGAGCAAGAAGUUGCUAAUGCAGGUAGCAGCCUGGUGCUAUCCCACUUCUGGAAAAGAUCGUCGAAUCCGCCUUAUUUCCCGACUUGGACAAAAGGAAAUGACUGAAGAUGUCUUUUUGCCAAUCUUGAUGUGCUAUCCCAGGGCUCUCAUAUGGGUCAACUUGUCUCUCUUGAGAAAGGGGAACCCUGAAUUACAUGCCAUGAUUUGCAUCCCAACAGAAGAUGACUUGCUGCAUUUAAGCAAAGACAAACUCUUCUGCGGUCCUCAGGAACCCAAGCAUCGUGACAUAUUCAAGCACAAAGUACAGAAGCUAAAAGAGGAGAAAAAGAAGAAGAAGAAGAAGACAAAGGAGGAGGAGGAAGAGAAGAAAGAUAAUGUGGAGGCUCUAGAAAGUGACCCUCCCAGCAUUCUAGAUAAAGAAACAACUGAGGAACAUGAAGACCUCAUACUUGGUCUUUGGCCAGACACUCUCCCAGAUAUUACUUCGCACUGCUCCAGAACUCUCCUGGGAUAUGUCACUCGAGGGGAUUUUUCAUUGGCUGCAGGCUGUGGAGAAGCACUGGGUUUUGUUAGCUUGACAGGUUUGCUUUGUAUGUUACAUGGCCAGCCAGCAGAUAAAAAAGGGCUUGUUUUGUUAAGAACUCCAGCAUCUUUACAGUACAGAUUUGCCAGACUUAGUAUUGAGGUUUAAGUAUCAUUACAGUGCAGCAGAAUGCCAAAAAUACCAAAGAAUGUGUGUUAUGUCUUCUGUGGCCUUUCUGAGAUGCCUCAAAUUUGAGGAGGUGUUUGUGAGUCCCGGAGUCUUGAGGAGUAUGAAACAAUUGAAAAGCUUUGUAACUUUAUCAUGAAAAUAGCUGAUGCAUAAACAGACCAAGUAUUACUUCUGAUGUCUGCGCUGCUAAGGAUUUGUAACAGUAACUUAUCGAUUGUGAUCUUCUUUAUCUCUAAGAAGCACAUAGUUCAUUUUUCACCUCAGAGCAGUGGCUGCUAUAACAGUCCUUACACAGAAAAUCACAAGUUUUUCCUUUUUGAAAUCUUGUGGUCAGAUGGCUGAUAUGUUGAAACUUUCCAGUUCAGUGUUCGCGUACAAGCACGUGCCAUCUGGGUCUGUGUGUAUAGCAAGGGGCUUUUACCACUUCCUUGGGUCCGUGGCUACAGUGGAAUAGAGCUAAGUAGACAAAUCUAGCACAGAAAGCAGGUGAGGUACUCUGGUGGAAAAGCUCUGUGCUUAAAUGAAAUGCAAAUAAAAGAUUGUAUAAUCUUAAAUCAUAGCAACUGAAUCGCUUAAAUUGGAAAGCAUAUCAAUUUCUCUCUCAGUUUUGAGAGAGAGAGAGAGAACUCUUUAAAAGAUAGUAUAAGCCUUUCAGAUGUAAAUGGCUCUUGGUGGGUCAGCGUACAUUUUCUGUUAAUAAGUAGGGAUAUUUUGGUUCCUUAAAACAUGAAUUUAUUUUUGUAUGGAAAGUGCUGGGACUGAGGUUUUCCUCAAUUUACAAUAGGGUUUAUGAAUGUUGUUCAAACAGUCAUUAAACCUGUAAAGUGUGCAGGGGACAGGUAAGAGGAGGAAGGUAUUUGAUUUGGUUGGGGAAUGGUGGUUAGUUAGUUGGUUUUGUUUUUGGUUGGACUUUUCUUUUUUUCUUUUUCUAAUGAUAGCCUUAAACUUCCAGCCAUUCUUGAGUUAAGCAGCUUAAUAACGAGUUUACAGUAAUACAUUGUAGUUUAGUAGAAGCAUGAUACAAAUAUAUACCAGCUGGUAACAUUUACCCUGAAAUGAUCAUGACAAAUAAAAACGUAAUCUAUUCUUGAUUCAGGAGUCUACUGUUCAGCUUGGUUCUUUAAAAAACUAAAUACGGAUCAGUUAACGGUUUUGUCUUUCUAAGUAUCAGCCUGUAACUUAAUUCCUGCACUCACAGCUUUGUUUGAAAAAGUCUGAGGUGAAUACAUUAAUCUUGGGUGGAGUUUUUUGUUGGAGGAAGGAUUUAGAGUGCCUUAACUCCUUAAUUAUUAAAAUUUAGGGACAUAGUUGGAUUUAAAUAGGACACAUGCUUGGGGAAAGGAGGGGAACGUCUGUGACUACAAGUGAAGUAUGGGAAGAUUUACAGAUCGAUCUAGUUAAUUUAGGCUUGAACUCAUUUGUUGAGGAUUUUCCUGUUAAUUCUUCCCGGACAAGAAUGAUAGAUCCACUUCUCAGGUUUGCAAGUGCAGCUGGAUGGACUUUGAGCACUUUCCCAGCCACCGUGACCAAAGGUGCUUUGCAGCCACCUCCCGCACCGUGGGCAUCGUGCGGGACACACCGGCUUGCAGAAAGACCGCGGCUUCCGACACGACUUGGGAGUACAGCUCCAUGAGAAAUGGUGCGUGACCGUUCUCCUGCAGCGCACCUGAUGAAGUGACCAUGGCAGAAACACACCGAGAAGCCGGUCCAGCACCGCUUUGCUUUGCUUUGCCGGUAGAUGGCCCCAGAGGAAAAGGCUUGGUGCUGUGCUGGUCCGGGCUUCACAUGCUCGCCAUGUGACUCCGAGCUCUGAAGCACGUAGGUAUGUGGAAAUAAAGAACCCCUUAAACAUUA